This is a messenger RNA of Gastrolobium bilobum, 1041 nucleotides long. RefSeq lists its product as uncharacterized. The record is from RefSeq and is a predicted model, not a curated record. Bases 139 to 870 code for a protein of 243 amino acids. Lineage: Eukaryota; Viridiplantae; Streptophyta; Magnoliopsida; Fabales; Fabaceae. The transcript is spliced from 4 exons.
CUUAAAUUCUUAUUUUUAUUAUUUGUUUUUAAUUAAUGUCUUGCCUGUGUAUGUGUGCGCCUGCGGGCAUCGACAGAUUCCUAGUUAGGAAUGUUUCUAGCAUACCAUCGAUUCUAGGGUUCUUCCCUCUGACUUAAGAUGGGCCAUACUAUUCCGAGAGAGAAAGACGUUGAAUUUGACCUUGAAAGUGGUGGGAGUACUAGCGAAGAGGAUGCAAGCAAUGAGAGAGAAUCGAAGAGUGCUUUUAAUUGGGCGUGGAAUGGGAUUCUAAAUUUUGAUGGGUCAGAUAAGGGUAAAAGUAAAAGUGGGAUUGAGUCAUGUAGUUAUUCAGCAAAAUCUGGUGAUGUUGGGGCUGUGGAUGAAAAUAAUUUAGAAUUGUUGGUGGACAAGGGUUUGGAACAUGUCCCAGAGCAAUUGUCUCAUGUAAAUGGUAAUCAUACAAAACAGAAGACUAAACCCACUAACCCAAGGAAGCCUCCAAAGCCACCCCUGCCUCCUAAAGGUCCUUCACUAGAUGCUGGUGAUCAGAAGUUUGUGAAGGAACUUGCUGAGCUUGCCUUGAGGAAGCGUGCAAGGAUUAAGAAAAUGAAAGCAGUAAGAAAGAUGAAAGCAAACAAGUCGUCUUCGUCAUCAUCAUCAUCAUCAACAUUUACCAGUCUUUCUGCCAUGGUCAUCACUAUUUUCUUCUUCUUUGUCAUAAUAUUCCACGGAAUCAGAUCUGCAAGUAGUGCUGCUGUUGGGUCAAUGGCUUCGCCUGAGGCAGCAGUUGCAGCAGACGAAGGUUUGAUUUCAGUUCAGUAUCCCAUAAACUUUGACACUAGUGAAGGAAAUGCAUCUGGGUCUCACUAUGCAACUCAGCAGGAAAGAUGAUGUGGAAAUUUUGAAGAUUCUUUCCCUCUCAACUUGAGUGUUUUUUUAGGCUAUUCUUAGCUAGUUUUAAUUAUGUAUGUGUUCUUGUACAGCCAUUAGGAACCUUAGCUUUUUGUUAAGUUUGCUUGUAUGGUGGCUUGAUUGGUAAUGUUAAUAUUUUUUUUUGUCGUC